UACACAGCGUACAGCAGAGGGGGAAUCAAGUACCUCUGGCCAAGCAACUGAAGUCUUGAGAAAUCCAAGCAAACAGACAAAAUGAUGAAGACUAUACUACUGCUCGCUUUCGCUGUAUUCGUCUCCGGUGCUCAUCUGAAAAAUAAUUUAUUGGGAGAGAUUUUUGAUGAGCUGAACGCCACACCGAAAACACUCUUAGAGGGAAAAGAUAUCUACCUGAGAGAACUGAAAACUGAGAGCUGUGAGCAUGAGUUUUUCUGCCAGGCUGAGCAAGAACUCAAGGAGGUUUCUAGACAAACUGAAUUUGACCAUUUCCAUACUGACAAGAAACUAAUGAGGAACUUACAUACGUAUAACAAGCGCAGUGGAAAAACCUGCAAACCUGUUGAAGCUGAAGCUGAAGUUAAAAUCCCCUUGCGUAAAUUCUUGGAAAUUCUCAAGAAAUGUGUCAAGAAAACAUACAGCCAAAUCAACAAAAAUUAAUUUAUAAAAGAUCAUAUUUAUUUGUUGUCUUUAUUAACAUAUUAAUUUGUUUACAUUGACUGUAGUAGUAUAUAAUUUUGUACCUGAAGAAAAUUUGCAGAAAUGUUUUUUUUUGUUUUUUUUUUAUUCUUAAAUAUGGUCUUUUUUUCCUUUUUUUGUAAAGUACAGAUUUUGUGCAGUAUUUUUCAGUUCUGUCAGCAUUUCGGUUUACAAAUUUGAUCUUUUUUACUUGCACUGAAACAUCAAUUUAUAGAGCAUUACAGAAGAUUUUUUUUUUUCUUUUUUUUAUUGUAUCUUGAUGUUUAGAUUGUUGUUCAUGCAGAAUCUUGACUGAGGGAUUAGGUAACCUCACAAUAUAAUAAAUACUAAAAUAUAAAAGCAAA
Ctenopharyngodon idella (grass carp) is the source of this 866-nucleotide messenger RNA. It is a transcript of the gene il13, whose product is annotated as interleukin 13. Gene Ontology annotation, biological process: immune response. The coding region runs from base 82 to 483 and encodes 133 amino acids. Gene Ontology annotation, cellular component: extracellular region. The record is from RefSeq and is a predicted model, not a curated record. The transcript is spliced from 4 exons. Gene Ontology annotation, molecular function: interleukin-4 receptor binding; growth factor activity. Lineage: Eukaryota; Metazoa; Chordata; Actinopteri; Cypriniformes; Xenocyprididae.